CCGAAAGAUCCUCACUUCGGCACCACCACCACCACCACCACCACCAUAACAUUCUCACGAGAGGCCCAACUCAAUCCUCCUCGUUCACGGCCGGCCAUCAAUCCUCGUGGCUCGAAACGCGCUGGCUUCUUUUCACAUAGGCACUAGCUUGUACACAACAUGUCGUACCAACAGUAUAAUCAAAACCCCUACGCCCAGGGACCCCAAGCUGAGAGCGGAUAUGAAUACGACAGCCAGCAGCAGCCGCAAUAUGGUCAAGGGCAGUACGAAAUGCAGCCUUACGGGGAGGCCGACAAGUUCGCCGAGCAGCCCGCGCCCACCACCUUGAGCCAGCAAGACUUCCUCCAGCGCGUGCAAUACCUGCGCUCGGAGAUCCAGGGUCUCACAUCUGAUAUCGAGAACAUCGCCCAGCUGCACCAGCGUUCCCUCGCCGCCCCCGACAACAGCGCCAGCUACCAGCUCGAGCAGGCCGUCUCCGCGACGCAACUCCGCAACACGGCAGUCAAGGACGGCAUCAAGGCCCUCGAGAAGGACCUGGCCAAGACACGUGACGGGUCGCGCGCGACCAAGACCGCCCAGCUCAACUCGCUGAAGAACACGUUCAAGGCCGAACUUAACAAGUAUCAGCAGAUCGAACAGGACUACCAGCGCCGCUACCGCGACCAAAUCGCCCGUCAGUUCCGUAUUGUCCACCCGGAUGCGACGGAAGCAGAAGUCGAGGAGGCGACGCAGAUGGACUGGGGCAACGAAGGUGUUUUCCAGGAAGCGCUCAAAUCAAACCGGACAGGCCAAGCCAACUCCAUUCUGGGCAACGUCAGGGCUCGCCACAACGAGCUGCAGCGCAUCGAAAAGACACUUAUCGAGCUGGCCACACUCUACCAAGAGAUGGCAACGCUUGUCGAAACCCAGGAGCCUGUCGUCGAAGCCGCCGAGCAAAACGCUCAGCAGACGGUCGAGAACAUCCAGAAGGGCAACGAACAGGUCGAGACAGCCAACGCUCACGCCAGGAGGCGCAGAAAGCUCAAGUGGUGGUGCCUUCUCGUCGUCGUGCUCAUCAUCAUCGCCAUCGCGCUCGGUGUCGGCCUUGGCGUCACACUGGGCAAGAACGCAACCAACACCCAAUAAGCAGGCUGUCGUGAGGCAUUCUCGGUAAUCGCACCACGACGACGACGGGGUUUAAUUCCAAGAGGGGCUCGCUUCCUUAUGAUAUUGAGGGACGACAGGUUUCAAAAGAGAAGCACUACGAUAUUUAGAUUUCAUGAUCAUGGCUCGGGCGGGUGGGAGCAGGCAUUAAUGAGAGCGGACUCACACGAAAACAGCCACAAACCAGCUCAGCUCACCGCCGACGAAGCCACCAUUUUGCCGCCUGUAUAAGACACGGCAGGCUCCACGAUUCCCCACCAACGGUUGACUUACUGUACGCAUACUCUUCAUACGAUCAGACGGAUUAGGUUCUUAGGGAGGGGUACAUUAUCUUUCUGUAUUUAUUCAAGGCGUUUCCUUCUCUCAUACGUUUGAUGAGAUGAUUUGGAGGGGAGGUCAGCCAAUAUCUUUCCCCCCCUCCCCCUUGUACGUAUCGCAUUCAAUGGCGGCCAGUUACGGAUAUGCAUGCAUCGACGACAAUACCGUACUCUCACAAUCAAAUCCGCAACCGUUGCGGCCCAUCAAGCCCUCAAGCCACGACAGCCAUGGCGGGCCAUGACAGGAACCUGACUGGUCUGGGCCCCAUGUCAACCCUCUGUUGACACACCCACCCCCGGUCUUCCGUCCGCAAAAAUGUCGACCCCCCACCGGCCAAAUUUUGCACUCACGAUGCCCGCACACAUUCCACUCCUUCUCACAUGCAAUUUCGUUCGCGCACCCUAGCCCCAUGUCUCAACGCUACACUCCCUCAUAGUCAUCUCUUCCAACGACCUUUUCAACAAAC
Molecule: messenger RNA, 1927 nt
Organism: Colletotrichum destructivum
Lineage: Eukaryota; Fungi; Ascomycota; Sordariomycetes; Glomerellales; Glomerellaceae
Product: Putative target SNARE coiled-coil domain, syntaxin domain-containing protein
Exons: 3
Coding region: 160-1125 (321 amino acids)
Biological process (GO): intracellular protein transport; exocytosis; vesicle fusion
Cellular component (GO): plasma membrane; endomembrane system; SNARE complex
Molecular function (GO): SNAP receptor activity; SNARE binding
Source: RefSeq, a predicted model, not a curated record